GCCCGUGGCGCCGGCAUGCGCACGAGGGCCGCUCCGCACGCGCGGUGCCUCCGCGCGGGCCCCGCGAGCCCGGGGCGCCACCGCCCGCCCCGCCCGGCGGCCCCGCGGCUGCCGCCGGGGCCGGGUCGCUACCGGCGGGGCCCCCGGCGCUGCUCCCCCCGCGGCGGCCGCACGGGGGCGCUGGGAGGGGCCGCGCUGGGGGCCAAGAUGGCGGCGCGGGGCCGGCGGUACUUCUGCACGGCGGGGCGCGGGCUGGAGCCCUUCCUGGCGCGGGAGGUGCGCGCGCGGCUGGGCGCCACCGAGGUGCAGCGCGUGCCGGGGAAGGUGUCGUUCCGCGCGGGGGCGGCGCCGGGGCGGCUGCGGGGGCUGCGCUGCGCGGAGCGGCUGUUCCUGCUGCUGCGCUGGGCCGCCCCGCUGCGCCUCCGGAGCAAAGGGAAAAUGCUGCAUGAGAUUAAAAGCCUUGUCAUUGAGGAACCGACGUACUGGCUGGAUGUCAUCUCUGUCUGGAGAAACUUUCAUGGGCACGAGGGGAAGGACGAUGACACCUCUCAAGAAAACCAGUUGCCUCUCAAGAGAAAAUCAGAAGAAGAGACAAAUACUGCAGCUAAAAGACAGAAAGCAGAACGAGUGAGAGAGACCGUGUCUGAGGAGUGUCAGGUGGAAGCUGGAGAGAGGUGUGUGGGGGGGCAGGGCUGCUGCACGGAAAGCAUGGAUUCCUCAGAAGACCCUUCCAAAUGCAGCGGAGAGGAGGAACCUGUCGUGAACGAGCAGCCUAGCUUCAGUUUCAGAGUUUCUUGUCGUUGUAGUGGGGCAAUUGCCAAAGUCCUUACCUCACAGGAGAUCGGAAGAGCCAUUGGCACAGCGCUCAUGAAGCAGUGUGGGUGGCGGGCUGAUCUCCGGGACCCCGACCUAGAGAUCUUUGUACACCUUAAUGACAUUCAUUCUGUGGUGGGGAUUCCUCUUUUCAGGCUUCCAUUGGCAAACAGAGAGUAUAUCAAAACAGCCGGACUGCGGUCAACGGUUGCGUGGGCCAUGGCAUCUCUGGCUGAAAUCAGUGCUGGUGCCUUUGUGCUGGAUCCCAUGUGUGGGCUAGGAACAAUACUGGUGGAAGCUGCCAAAGAGUGGCCCGAAGCCUGUUACUGGGGUGCUGAUAUAAGUGAUUCACAGUUAGAGGGUGCAGAUGUGAAUAUUCGGACUGCAGGCUUGAUGGAUAAGAUUGAAUUACUUAAAGCUUCUGUGAAAGCGUUGCCGUUGCCUUCAGAAAGCUUUGAUGCUGUGAUUUCGGAUAUUCCAUUUGGGAAGAAGUUCAAGAUCACAAAAGACAUACAGCUCUUACCGGAUAUUCUCCAGGAAAUGGAGAGGGUGCUUCGUGUUGGAGGGACCGUUGUGUUGCUGCUGAGCCAGGAUCUCCACAAGCGCAUGGAUGGCAUUACCCGGUGUGCUGGAAACGACGCUCCUAACACCAUUUCUGAAACUGGCACUGCAGAAGCCCUGAAUGUUGACGGAAAUUCUUCCUCCUUGGUGAAUGGUGCUGAAGAAUCCUUCCUCAGCGGCCGACAGACAUGCUUUGGGUCUCUGGUGCCAGAUGGCAUUUAUGAAGUUAGUCUUGGAAAGACGGAUGCUUUCAUAUACAAAUACAGGAAGAUCUGCGCUGCUGGGGCUCGGUAGCUUUCUUGCGCUGUGCCUGAGUGAACUGGAAUCCUGAUACACUUGAAAAGCAGCAUGGCAGUUGUCGGGGGAGCGCUGCUGAUCCCAGCCAGCCCUGUGCUGCUGUUAGCUCGCCUCACUUCUCUGGAUGUCCGAAGGCGCUGCUUUUUUAGCUUUUUAGGAGAGGUGGAAGAUGCCUACCAAUGGUUUGGAUGUAAAAUGUUGGAUGUAAAACGUUUUUACUGUAAUGAGACAGUCCUCAAAUCCUUGUUUAGGCAAAGCCUCUCUCAGUAUUGGGACGAGCUGCUUUGGGAGAGAAAGUAUUUGUAGAACUGCAAAACCAAAUGUAAAUGGAUUUUCACCCUUAGCAGUACUUUUUAGGAAGCACAUCUUAUCUCCAAAGUGUCCAGCUGUUUUUGAGGGCUUGCAGUCUUGUGUUUUAUUUUAAGGUUCGUUUCUAAUGAGCUUGAAAUGUCACUCUUGAGAUCUCUUGGAGUGGAAAAUAAACUAUUUUCUCUAUUAA
Falco peregrinus (peregrine falcon) is the source of this 2170-nucleotide messenger RNA. It is a transcript of the gene THUMPD2, whose product is annotated as THUMP domain containing 2. Lineage: Eukaryota; Metazoa; Chordata; Aves; Falconiformes; Falconidae. Gene Ontology annotation, biological process: tRNA methylation. Gene Ontology annotation, molecular function: tRNA (guanine) methyltransferase activity; RNA binding. The record is from RefSeq and is a predicted model, not a curated record.